This is a messenger RNA of Diplodia corticola, 4248 nucleotides long. RefSeq lists its product as uncharacterized. The transcript has 4 exons. The record is from RefSeq and is a predicted model, not a curated record. Lineage: Eukaryota; Fungi; Ascomycota; Dothideomycetes; Botryosphaeriales; Botryosphaeriaceae. The coding region runs from base 1 to 4248 and encodes 1415 amino acids.
AUGUCACCGCCAAACAAUAUGGCGUCUCCGAGCGAACACGACUCUGAAAGACACACAGAGGUGCAGCCACUCGCUACCGAAGCAGAUGACCAUCCAGAAGUGUCACCCCUUCUCCUAAAUCCUCAAUCUUCCUCUGGCGCUUUUGGUUCGAACGAAUUGUCUUCUGGUGAUAAUGGUGUUCGUGUGGAGCAACGUUCACUAUCUGACGAGCCAGAAGAUCAGGAAAAUGCAUUCUCAACGGAGGCUGCAUCUUCUGCGUCUGUUCUUCAUGGCAGAUGGUUCCCUUAUACACUGGAAUGGCCAUUUCUUAGCCUUUUGGCCCUUUUCACCUGCGGAUUGACGCUCACAGUCAUCGGAUUGUACUGGUACUCCGCUACCCAUUACGGUUUAGGCAACGACAACGACACCGCCCUUCUCUUUUUUGCAUGGAGGUUUGCCCCAUCGCUCAUCGCUGUCAUUUACGUCCAGAUGACAGCAAUGGUACUCGACGACGUCAAGAGGACCGAACCUUUUGCACGGAUGGCAAGACCAAAUGGUGGACUGGGCUCUUGGACAAUCCUUCAAAGCUCCGGAGCCUGGUGGAAUGCCCUGGCUGACGGGAUAUCCAAGAAGAAGAACGCCAACCACCGAAGCUGGAUUCUCAUUGCUUCCGCUCUCAUCAACAUCUUAGGUUUCCUCGUGAUCUCUCCUCUUUCACCCUCUCUACUGGAACCUACCAGCAUCACUAUAGUGGAGCACACGGACUUUACAGCACUCGCACCAAACUCUACAUUGCCAUUGAGUACUGACAGGGAGACAUAUCUGCGCAUCCUCGGCAACAUCCUUCAGAACGUAUCAACCUCAGCCUGGAUAUCGGAAGACUUUACAUUCUUUCCAAUAUGGCCUUCAGAUCUCGUCGAUGCCCCACUCGGUCCUUCCUUAUCUUCAACGCCGGAGGAAUGGCACGCCGAAACUCUCGUUAUGAACACAGAGCUUGAUUGCAAACCAAUGGUUUUGAAGCAUACUCAGAUGACGAAUGAGAGCUCUGUCAACGACUUAAACGAGACGCAGUGGGCCUUGGGAGCUCUGGCCUUGUUGACUUCGGAUGAUGGAUGCGAUUUGACCAUCAAGAUGGAUGAACGUUACGCGGUUAUCGGAGCUGCAUUUUGGUCUGCGAUUCACGACCUACCAUCGUGGGCAAUAGGAAAUUACUCGGCAGAAUGCGGGGAGAGAGAGUUCGUUGGCGCCAUGACUUCGUUGGCGCACUACAACAACGGACCUCUGGAGCUCACGCCUGACUUCACCAUCUCUGCACAAGUAUGCGCAGCCAACUACUACAUGGCCAAGAUUCAAGUCAAAGCCCUUUCUACGGGAACCGAGUCUGAGAUCAGCUUCGAUGAGAGCACGUAUUACGGCCAUCGUAGACCGAUUCCAGCGGGGACCUUGAACGUCGAAGCGGCCCAAGAAAUAGCCCUUUCUUCAAACUGGUCACGAUACAUGCCAUACCACAUGCCAUACAUCGCAUCACCCGAAGCACCCGUAAUUGAUGGCUUGGUACUGAAUCUAGCGGCACUGUAUGAUUUCGACGUGGGAGAAAUGGCUAGAAACAGCGAUCUAGUCACGCCAGCAAGAGGAAUCAAGCAGCGGAUUUUUGGAGAGGUUGUACAGCGUUCUCUUCUUCAUCAGGAGCAAUCAAGCCAGAUCUCCGUCAAAGGCUUGGUCAAGAGGGUCGAGCGCAGGAUAGUCGUGGUCUCCGGUAUUGCCAUCAUGGUUGUGACAGUUCUUCUGAUAUCACUGGCUCUAUUGCUGGUCGUCUGGGUAUCUUCGAGACCCUGCCGUCGGCCUCUUCACCUAAACGCGGAUCCUGGAAAGGCUACAACGCUCUGUUCAUUGAUUGCAGAUCAGCCACAUGUCCGACAAACUUUCUCUGGGGUCGAUCGGUACUCCAACAACGGUAUGUAUGGGGCCAUCCGCAAGAACCGGUACCAUACCUCAUUUCAAGCCCUGCAUGAAACACCCGGCCGUAAUGGGCCUGUAGUCGAAGAUGCUGCCUCGAAGGACCCAAAGCCUUCUCGGUCAAUGUCAUUACCAGCAGCUCUACGACUGCGAACGUUGUGUGGUUUGAUGAUGGCUCUGGUAGUGGUUCUGGUCACUCUCUCGGUACUCUACAGCUUUGCGGAGCGCUCAAGUCUUCAUCAAGCUUUCUUUACUUAUGAGGCAAGCAUAACGUUACUCAGCCGAAAGAAGGCUCCCGUGGCACCGACAUCGAUCAUCCCGACAUUUGUAGCUGUCGGAAUAGGGCUUUGGUGGGGUUCCAUGGACGCAACAUUUCGGAGAUUGCAGCCUUUUCUUUCAACUGCCAACGAGCCCACGCCAGCAUCUCAUGGAGUCGCCCUGUCAUACCAGUCAUCUUAUUGGGUUGCAGCCGCCAUCAAAGCAGCUUCAAACCGCCAUUGGUUUUUAUGUUUCAUCACCCUCGGCACCACGUUAUCUCAGAUAUUUACCAUCUCAAUGUCGGCAUUGUUCCAACGCAGCCAAGCCAUCCAGACUACCGCCUCGAUAUUGGAGCGAGACCUUGAGAUACGGGACAUACCCUUAGUCUACAAAAUGUUUUCCCAACAGGCAUGGAAUAGCGACUUGACGCCUAUCUCGGUUCUUGCUAAUAUCUACACACAUCUGACAACAAAUUGGCUCUACAGCGCCACCCUUCAAUUAACACUAGGUGCACGUCAGCCACCGUGGAGCCGUGAUGGCUGGAGCUUUGUUCCGCUCGUCACAGACCAUCUAGCCGGUUUCAGCGCUACAACAGGUUCGGGAGCCUCAUUCUUCCAGCCUGUGGUCAACGUCACGGUUCAAACUCCCGCGAUUCGAGCCAGGCUCGAAUGCAAUCAGUACGGGGGACUAGAUAACUAUUCCUCAUGGCUAACGCAAUGGGACAUGACCAACUCUUCUGUAUGGAAUCAGAGCACCAUUCCAAAAGACAUAGUCACUGGGUACGAGCUCGGAGCGGGCGCAGACAAGACAGCUUUCUUCAACACGUCAUUCUUCACGAACCCAUCCAAGGUCCAGUGCUAUUCCAACGAAACAGGAUAUCCCUCGGGAAACUUGGCCUUUGGAUACUGGUCCUCGGACGACGGCGUCGAAGCUGAUCCGUACGACCACAUGAACAUUUCAAUCAAGUGGAUAUACGGGCAUGGAGUUGCGGGGUGUCGGAUGAACGACGAAGAACCAUCCUACGCAUACGGCAUGCCCACCCGCAACCGCCUCAUCUUCACCGACGUUCCCGCGAUAGCAGCCGUCUGCUGCGCCCCCAUCAUAGAGACGGCCGAGGCCAAGGUGAGGGUGAACAGCGGCACAGGGGAAGUGCAGUUCUUCUCCAUCUUGAGCGAACCGAAAGUCAACAAUGAAGCCUGGAGCGACGAAGACAAGUACUGGGACGUCAACCCUGCCACAUACGGCGACGGCAGUAACGAAGUCAACACAACAACAAGUUUCGGCUUCCUCUUCCAACACUCCCUCCUCGGCGCCGCCAACGUUAAUGGCCUCGACCCGGGAGAUGAAGCACCCUUCGAAUACGAAGACCUCAGCGACCAGUCCUUCAACUACCGCGACCCCAACCGCGGUCUCAACCUCGACUUCAUGACCUACUCCAUGUACACCGAGUCGGGCCAAGCCGACCCCCGCGCCCUCACCAACGCCACCACCCUCGAGCACUACGCGCAGCGCACCUUCGCGACCUUCUUCCAGCACUUCGUCAGCAGCAACCUCUCCCUCACCACCGGCGGCUACGCCUACCAAGCCGUCAACGCCACGCUGCCCUCCGACCUGGGUGCCGCGAGCGACGGCGACGCACUGAACCUCUCGGUGCCGCACUCGCGGACCAAUCGGCGUGCCGAGGCCUUCGUCGCGGCACCCGUUGAGGUGCUUGAGAUGAACCCCGUCGCCGUGUGGCUUAGCAUCGGGGUGCUCGUGUGGUUGAUCGUGACGACGGGCGUUGUGGGCGCGAUGCAGCGGAAGUAUCUGAGGAAUCUGGAGAGCGAUGUCGAGUGCGUUGCGGACGUGCUUGCGCUGGUUGCCGGGAGUGAGAGGUUGUUGGCUUGGGUGAGCGAGAAGGGGGCGGAGGGGCAGGAAGGGGGCAAAGAGGGCGUGGUGACGAAGUUGGGGUGGUUUGAGGACGGACGAGGGGGAAGGCGGUGGGGGAUCGAGGUGGUUGAGGGGCCUGUGCGGUCGGAUGGAGCUGAGGUGGGGGCGAUGCGAGACGUGGAGUAG